Molecule: messenger RNA, 558 nt
Organism: Sporisorium graminicola
Lineage: Eukaryota; Fungi; Basidiomycota; Ustilaginomycetes; Ustilaginales; Ustilaginaceae
Exons: 1
Coding region: 1-558 (185 amino acids)
Source: RefSeq, a predicted model, not a curated record
AUGAUGCUCACCCGACCGUCUAUCCUCAGGCUUACAUUCGUGCUCUUGCACUCGGCGAGGAUAGUUGAAGCAGCCGUUCGGGCGGACGAACUCUCUCCACGCCCUGACAUCACGGCUGAACUCACCGAACGCUCGAUGGCAGCGAAACACGCGCGAUACAUUGAGGGCUUCCUCUCUCUACCGCGUCACCACAUCACCCGCGUCGAAACGCACGCCGACGAUAUGUUCUUCCGUGCACUGCUGCAUGUGCACGAACCUGGCACGCGCUUCAUGCUCGACUGCCCACGUCGUGGCUUUGCAGGGGGCUGCAUGCUCCUCUCUCCAUACGUUUACCAGCAGGCGGACGCAGAGGGAAAGAUCACCAGCGAGAAGGUGAUCAUGACUUUGUUCGCCAAGAAGCAUCGAUUUGUUGAGCCGGUCGCACUGGUCCACCUGCCGCAGGGAGAUCAGAUGGACGUGUGGGAGUGGGUCAAGCAGGUGGCAGAGCAUAGCAAGCAGGAUUUGGAGGCCCAUCAGCCGCAUGGCCUGUUCAUCUUUCCCGAGCUGCCCGACUUUUAG